CUGCGCCCCGUUCGAUAACGGUCGCAAAUGUUUACCGACUUCCAGUAACCAAACUUUUCGGUUCCCCCCUCCCCCAACGGCAAUGAAAGCUAACCCCAAGAAAUUUCCAAGUUUACAAAUUCCGGAGUAAACAGGAUCCCGUCCGACCAACCUCUCGCCGAUCUUCCGAAAAUGUGACUCGACGACCACCGAUGGAACCCACCGACGUAUCGCAGCCAUAAACCUCACCGUUCCGACUAUUUCCGAACACGCAUAACAGAAUCCGGCACAUCCGAUUAGUACGAUCGUGUAGAAGAAAAAUGCUAUCGACCAGUGUCUGACAGUCCUCUCGAAAUCAUCUGCAGAUUAUGCUCUUCAUAAUUCCCCACACGACCAGAGCGAACACCUUCAUCCGUACAUAGAAGGCUUAACUGAUUCAAGCAGGUGGCGGCUGCGUUCUCGGGCGUGCUUAAUUAAUUUAUUUCAGAGACCAUUGGCCAUUCCCGCCGUACCUUUGCCACGCUCUAUAAUACCAGUAGCCGAUCGAUGGAUUUGAACGGGAACGUUUGCGCCGGCCAAUGUGGACAGACGGACGCAAUGUGGUCCAGCGGCGCGGCGGCCUGCGGAUUUCGAAAAAUGUGCUGCCGCGACGAGGCGAACGCCUCGAGGAUGUCGAGCAGCGACUCGUCGUCGAGCUCGCGCGACCCGGGACAUCCGAAGCCGGGCCGGCAAAGUGGAAAUUACGCGGAAAUCCGUGAACACGAAAGGGGAGGAGGCAACCCCUGCGACGGCACCGCGCUGAAUUUCAAUGACGAGAAUGUUUGGGGGCCCGACGGCUGCGAUCCGUGCUGCGACAGCCUCGUUGACGAGAGCGCGGCCCUCUUCGAACUGAAUCGCGGUAAUAACGUCUGCGCGAAUUGCAAAACCGGAGUCACCGUCAGCCUGAGUCCCCAGCUCGCCGCAUGCGAGAAGAAAUCCGAGGACCCGAAGCAGAACGUUUCCUUCAAACGGUGCUACGACAGUAUCAAUCAGAUGUGGCGCAAGAGCCGCUGCAAACGCUCGAUUCCUGGGCAAAAGAAGUGCACGAAAGAUAGAAAGAGGAAGGAGCCGCACGAUCAUCGUUGCACCUUCGAGAACUGUUGCGGCAACUGCGACACGUUCGUCAUGGAGCUGUCAGGAUCUGACUGCGAGCAGCUCCAGAACUGCCAUAACUUGGAUUUCGACCCCUCGAACGUUUACUUCGAGGACUGUUGUUGCUCCCCCGAACCGAAACCGUGCUCCUCGAACGUCAGCGUGCAUUCGGUGCGGCGUGCUCACCGAGUGUGCGCGAAUUGCACCGAACCUGUAAAAUGUUGUUCGCCGAAGGAGCCGAAAUGCGAUCUCUGCGUGUCCAGCAAGCAUUGUCUCCAACGCGUGCACUUCACUAAGUCCCGUAACUCGUGCUGCUCGUUCUGCUCGAGAAAGUGCAGUCCGUCGAAGGCUAGCAUGUUCGUCGAGAUCGGCAACAGCGUUGCCGACGUGCGUUGCCUGAGAUCGGGACAGGUAUUUCAUUUGUGCAAUCAUUCGUCGGAAUCGCUCGGACACGGCCUGGCGCGAAGAGAAAGCGACCCGGUCAAGAGGAAGAAGUCGGACUUGUUGAAGAGAAGCAAGUCGAAGAAACGGUCCGACGCGUACGAGAAACAUUGCAGUCCGAAUUGUAAAACUCAUCCUGGCGUUAUCGGCCGCAGCUAUUCGGACAAGAUCGAGUGUCCGGAGAAAGAUUGCGAUGGGAUCGAGAGAGCCAGAGACAAGAAGAAGGCCUCGAGGAAGUCCGCGCAAACGGUGUCCAAUUGCAGCGUUCAUCAGAUGUUCAGCCACAAGUCGAGCGCCGUGUGCUUCGACACGACGAAAACAGACUGCUGGCAGCAGUGCGAAACGCACGAGCGAUCGAUGUGGGACGAAAUUCGGAGAAGAAAGUUGUGGCUGCAGGAUUCCUGCAAGAAUUUCCUGAAAACUGCAGCGGCGAGUAUUAAUCAAUUGGUGAAGCAAACUUCCAAAGGGAAACUUCUGAAAAAAUCCGCGAAGAGAAGCUGCGGAAGCGGAGCUUGCGAGCGGAGACGCGAUCGCGACAGCGAUCCAUCGAACCGCUUGAUCGAAAACGUACGUAGGACGGAAAAGGAUUGCAAUGCGCAUUGUUGCCAGAACGCCUGUUGCUCCUACAACGAGGGCCCGAACACGGCCGGAGUGCCGCAGUGUCAAAAAUAUGACCAUUGCAAUUACGAACAGCAGCGCCGCGCCGAUUUUGGAAUUCGCGAGAGAGGAGGCAGCGACAGUUCCGACACCACGCGGAAAAGGAACACAUCGAUCUCGACUAGAAACAUGAGCUCGAAUUCGUCGUCGUAUCGCGGAUCGAGCAGUUCCAGAAACCCGGGCAACGCGCAACGCUCAACGCCGCCAGAUUCGGACCGGGGCAGAGGUCGCCAAGGCCAGCCGGUUCUCACCACCAUAGACUCGACCAUUCAAACGAGCGUCACGCACUCCGUGAUCGAGCCUUCGUCGAUCACGCAGAAAAGCAUCGCCUACCAGAGACGAGUGAGGCAAGUGGCGCAGCUUGACAAAACUGCCGCGAACGGCCAGGCCGGAAGAUCGCCGACGAAACAACAACCUGCCAGAGCCUUGGCAUCCGCAACUCCCAGGACGUUGAAGACACCGGUGCCCGAAGAUCCCGCCGCGCCCUCUCCGAAGUCAACGACGACCGAUUCGCAGAUCCAGUGCGAGAUAAUUACGCAGACCGAAGUGAGAUGCGCGCCUCGCGGCAAGGAGGUACCUGUUCGGGUCGCAGACUCUUGCGCCUGUAGCGCUGGACCGGAGGUGACCGCGGAAGAGGCUCCCGAGGAGCACACGUUCCGGGAUGUCUCCACGAAAGGAUCCAAGGGAAGCGACACCGUACACGAUAUAUCCGAUCUGCCGGGCACGGAGCCAGCCGAAGCCGAGGUUAUAACAGUUCCCGCGGAAGGUGUGGACGAAACGAUCGAUGUCGUUUCUCAGGAAGACGAGGAAGUCCAGAUGGACGAGACUAUCGUCGACGUGACGGACGAAUCGGAGAUUGCCACUGUGGAAGUAACGGACGAUACCGAGGAGAUAACGAUGGUUGACACCGAGGGAACAACGACGGAGAAACCCGGGGAGGCAACGGUGGAGCUAUCGGAUGAUUCUGCGGAAUUAACGGCGGUGGAAGUACCCGACGACUCUGCAGAGGCUCCAGCGAUCGAGGCUCUAGUAGUCUCGGAUGACGCUACACUGGUACCAGAGGCCGAUGCCACAGAAGUGUCUGCGACCGAUACCGUGGAUGUGUCGGACGAGACUACGAAAGUGACGUUGGUCGACGCUGUUGGCAUAGCAGACGGCGGGCCAGCUGUCAGCAAGUCGAAAAUGGCCAUCAGCAAAGAGACGAAAGAGGGUCGCAGCUACGCGAGCAUAAACAUGCAGACCUCCAGCACGAUCCUGACGAAGAUCCUGUCCGAGUUCCAAAUCGGGAACACGAGGAAGAGGAUACUGAUGAGCAUAAAACUGCAAACGGCUCGAGACGGAGACACGAACUCGUUCACGACCGAUUCGAACGGCACUGAGGUGAUAGAGAUCGACGAUAAGACAAAGCAUACGCAGACCCGUAGCGCCCCGGCGGCCAAAAGUGCGCCGAAGAGAGCGAAACGUCCGAUCACCGUCAAGCCGACGACCUCGAAGCCCGGUAGGACGAAAGAAAUAAUAGAUCAAUCUCAGUGCGUUAAACCUAACAGUAUCGCAAAGGAGGACCAAAAUCGGCGAGGUAGAUCGGAAUGGAGCACGAGAAACGCCAAUGGUACCUAUGGAUAUUGUAGCGGAAAUUGCGGCAAGGAGAAACCAUUGAAAUGACUGGAACGACACGAUCGAGAAUCACACGAGUUGCUGCAUUUCGAUCGCUGCAACUUCUCUCCGCGGCCGCGAUGCAAUUUCCCCAUAACCUUCGGAC
This is a messenger RNA of Megalopta genalis, 3967 nucleotides long. RefSeq lists its product as uncharacterized. Lineage: Eukaryota; Metazoa; Arthropoda; Insecta; Hymenoptera; Halictidae. The record is from RefSeq and is a predicted model, not a curated record.